Messenger RNA from Aureobasidium musti, 834 nucleotides. Lineage: Eukaryota; Fungi; Ascomycota; Dothideomycetes; Dothideales; Saccotheciaceae. The record is from the annotation of a GenBank genome assembly.
AUGCAGUGGCCAGACUGGCUCAAGUGGAAAGAGUCUGACAAGGAAAAGAAGAAACCCAUCACCUGGUCCGACUCGCUCAACGCUACAGACUGGUCACACUACUCCUCACCUCGCACCAUCCUACCCACCGCAAUCUUGACCUUCUCCACUCUCGCCUUGAUCCGCAUCUACCGCAGACACCUCCGCCGCGUUCCCGAAGCCCAAUACAUUACACCCUCGUACUUUCACAAACGUAGUCUCUACGGCUAUGUCAGUCGUGUCGGCGAUGGUGACAACUUCCGUUUGUUUCACACUCCAGGAGGCCGUCUCCUUGGAUGGGGUUGGCUACCCUCGAGAAAGGUUCAAGAUUGGACCCUCAAGGAAUUCAAGGACAAGACCGUCCACGUUCGCAUAGCAGGCGUUGAUGCCCCUGAGACUGCCCAUUUCGGUAACAAAGAACAACCUUAUGGAAAAGAAGCCUUAGAUUGGCUGAGGACUUUACUUCACAAGCGUUAUGUUAGGGCAUACAUCUACAGACUCGAUCAGUAUCAAAGAGUCGUUGCAAGUGUGUCAUACUGGAGAUGGGGCUUCUGGAAAACAGACGUCGGUCUGGAAAUGAUCAAGAAUGGCAUGGCUACUGUCUACGAAGCAAAAUUCGGCAGCGAGUUCGGCAACAAAGAAGCCAAAUAUCGCAGAGCCAUGGAAAAGGCUCAGAAAAAACAGAUCGGCAUGUGGAAGAAGGCCAGCUUUAUUGGCAAGAUAAUGGGUCAGAAAGAUGAGAAGAUCGAGUCCCCUCGUGAAUACAAGACUCGCAUAAGCCUUCUCGACAAGACAGGGACUGGCCAGAAGAAAUGA